AUAAACUAACCUAUAUACUAAAAUACUUUAAAUACAAAAUAUAAUUGAAUAUAUUAGAAAUCAGUGUUAAAAAGGAUUAAAAAUUAUUUUCAGAUAUUAGAAGAAUAUUUAUAUUACCAAAAUGUCAAUGUUUACUGCAAAAAAUGUUGUUUGCCUCAAUCAGAAGUUUUUAUUACGAGGUGCAUCAAGUGCUUGGAUAACAUCGAGUAGCCCUAGUAAAUCUUAUGCAACAAAAAUGGAUAAUCCAGCUUCAAAAAAUAUUGUAUUUAUUGAUGGAGUUAGAACUCCUUUUUUGUUAUCUGGGACAAAUUAUAGUAAAUUGAUGGCUUAUAAUUUAGCAACACAUGCUCUUCUUUCAUUAGUAAGAAAAACGAAAAUUCCAAAAGAGAUGAUCGAUUAUGUUAUCUAUGGAUCAGUUAUUCAAGAAGUGAAAGUAUCAAAUAUUGCUCGUGAAGCUGCACUUGCUGCGGGUUAUAGUGAUAAAACCCCAGCUCAUACUGUUACAAUGGCUUGCAUCAGUAGUAAUGCAGCAUUGACAACUGGUAUGGGUUUAAUUGCAUGUGGAGCAUUCGAUACUAUUGUCGCAGGUGGUGUAGAAUUUAUGUCCGAUAUUCCAAUUCGACAUAGCAGACAAAUGAGAAGUUUGAUGUUGAAGGCUUCAAAGGCGAAAACUCUUCCUCAAACUCUAGCACUUCUUGCUUCUAUACGACCAAGUUUUUUCGUGCCAGAUUUACCUGGUGUUGCUGAGUUUUCAACUGGUGAAGUUAUGGGACAUAGUGGUGAUCGAUUAGCAGCUGCAUUUGGAGUAUCACGUCAAGAACAAGAUGAAUACGCUGCAAGAUCUCAUAGACUUGCCCAACAAGCUCAACAACAAGGCAAUUUGUCUGAUUUAGUGCCUUUCAAAGUCCCUGAUCAAGACCAAAUUAUUGACAAAGACAACGGAAUAAGAGUUUCAUCACCUGAAAGUUUGCAAAAACUUAAACCAGCCUUUGUAAAGCCUUAUGGAACUAUUACUGCAGCUAAUGCAUCAUUUUUAACUGAUGGUGCUUCAGCAGCUCUUAUCAUGACUGAAGAAAAAGCUCGCCAAUUAGGACUUAAACCAAAAGCUUACUUAAGACAGUUCACUUAUGUAUCACAAGACCCAGUAGAUCAAUUGUUACUAGGACCAACUUAUGCUAUUCCAAAGAUUUUAGAAAAAUCUGGACUAACUUUGAAUGAUAUCGGGGUCUGGGAAAUUCAUGAAGCAUUUGCUGGCCAAAUUUUAGCAAAUUUAAAAGCUAUGGAUUCUGAUUGGUUUGCUCGAGAAUAUUUGAAACGAAGCCAAGGUAAAGUAGGAGUUCCUGAUCUGAAAAAAUGGAAUGCUUGGGGCGGAUCAUUAUCUAUUGGACAUCCAUUUGCUGCAACGGGUGUUAGAUUAGCUACGCACACUGCCAAUCGUAUGAUCAAAGAAGACCAACAAUUUGGAUUAAUUGCAGCGUGUGCUGCUGGUGGACAGGGUGUUGGUAUGAUUAUGGAGAGGCAUCCAGAUGCAAAAUUAUAAGAUUUGAGAUUUUAUAUUUUUUUAUAUGUUGAAAUUGUACGAAAAUUUCCACUAUAUUAACACAUAUUUUCUUAGGCUAUCUGAUAUUAAAUUUUGUAAGCUGACUUAAAAAAUAUAUAUUUACAUUUUAUUAUUAUA
Messenger RNA from Chelonus insularis, 1678 nucleotides. It is a transcript of the gene Mtpbeta, whose product is annotated as mitochondrial trifunctional protein beta subunit. Gene Ontology annotation, molecular function: acyltransferase activity, transferring groups other than amino-acyl groups. Gene Ontology annotation, biological process: fatty acid beta-oxidation. Gene Ontology annotation, cellular component: mitochondrion. Bases 122 to 1540 code for a protein of 472 amino acids. The record is from RefSeq and is a predicted model, not a curated record. The transcript has 6 exons. NCBI's taxonomy places the organism in Eukaryota, Metazoa, Arthropoda, Insecta, Hymenoptera, Braconidae.